AUGAGGUUGUGGCUGGAGAGAUCAAUGGGUCAGGGGAGGCAAGAGGGCAAGUGGCACGGGACAGGUGCAAGAGGGCAAGGGCACGGCAUGUGCAAGAGGGGCAAGUGGCACGGGACAGGUGGCAAGAGGGCAAGUGGCACGGGACAGGUGGCAAGAGGGCAGGUGGCACGGGACAGGUGGCAAGAGGGGCAAGUGGCACGACAGGUGGUAAGAGGGGCAGUGGCACGAACCAUGUGGCAAGAGGCAGGUGGCACGGGACAGGUGGCUAAGAGGGGCAAGUGGCACGGGACAGGUGGGCAGGGGGCAAGUGGCACGGAACCAUGUGGUACGGGACAGGUGGCACGGGCCCAUGUGGUACGGGACGGUGGUGGGACAGGUGGCACGGGCCAUGGGUGCGGACGGGUGGUACGGGACAGGUGGUACGGCCCAUAUGUGGUAGGCGGUGGAGGGACAGGUGGACAUUAA
This is a messenger RNA of Homarus americanus (American lobster), 465 nucleotides long. RefSeq names its product spidroin-1-like. The record is from RefSeq and is a predicted model, not a curated record. The transcript has a single exon. Lineage: Eukaryota; Metazoa; Arthropoda; Malacostraca; Decapoda; Nephropidae. Bases 1 to 465 code for a protein of 154 amino acids.